UUUGGUUUCUGCUUGAUCUUGAUCGUGCAUUUUGUAAUUGGCGGCGUUGAAAUGUCUCAUUUCUUGCUGUUUUUUGCAAUACUUUAUGCUGUUCUUGCUGUUUCUCUUGGAGACGAUUCGAGGGUUUCCUCCGCACUUCUGAGAAUCAAAUCAGAACUUGUUGAUCCAGCAGGAGUUUUGAGCAACUGGUCUCCAAGUGCUCAUAUACGCAGUUGGAAUGGCCUUUUGUGUUCAGACGAUCAGUUGCAUAUUAUUGGUCUUAACCUAUCGGGAUCAGGAUUAGCUGGUCCAAUCCCUCGCGAGCUUUCACAACUCUCUUCGAUCCAAACACUCGAUUUCUCUUCAAAUUCCCUCGCUGGUCCACUUCCUCCCGAGUUGGGACAGCUUCAAAGUCUCAAAAUACUCCUCCUCUACUCGAACUUUCUCUCCGGCGGGAUUCCUGCAGAAAUAGGUCUUUUGAGGAACUUACAAGUUCUUCGGAUAGGAGAUAACUUGUUUUCAGGUGCAAUUCCACCAAGCAUUGGAAACCUGACUGAGCUGAGAGUGUUGGGACUUGCCUACUGCCAAUUAAAUGGAAGCAUUCCAGUUGAAAUUGGUGAUUUGAAGAAGCUGACAUCUCUUGAUCUGCGGAACAAUAGCCUCACUGGCCUCAUACCAGAAGAGAUUCAUGGCCUCCAAGAGAUUCAAAACUUUGCAGCAUCCAACAACAUGCUCGAAGGAGAUAUCCCUUCUUCGAUAGGAUCACUUAAAUCGCUGCAAAUCUUGAACCUGGCCAACAACAGCCUCUCUGGAACAAUUCCUUCCGCGCUAAGCCAGCUUGCAAAUUUAAACUACUUAAAUUUGGUAGGGAACAGAUUGAACGGUGAUAUCCCUUCAGGGCUUAACCAAUUAGCACAGCUCGAGAAUCUUGACUUGUCGCGAAACAACCUCUCAGGAAGCAUAGGCCUCCUCAGCACACAACUAAAGAAUCUCGAAUCUUUGGUUCUGUCUGAUAAUGCCUUGACAGGUACAAUUUCAAGCAAUUUCUGCCUCAGCAACUCAAAUCUUCAACAACUUCUUCUCGCUCGAAACAAGCUCACUGGAAAAUUUCCUCUAGACCUACUCAGCUGCUCUUCACUCCAACAGCUAGACCUUUCGGAUAACACUUUCGAAGGAGAGCUGCCAGCUGCCCUGGACAAGCUACAGAAUCUCACAGAUCUUGUACUCAAUAACAACAGCUUCACUGGAACUCUACCUCCUAAAAUAGGAAACAUGAGCUACCUAGAAAAUCUGUAUCUGUUCGGAAACAUGAUCACAGGUAGAAUCCCGGCGGAGAUUGGGAAGCUGAAAAAGUUGAAAACCCUUUACCUGUAUGACAACCAGCUGUCAGGAUCCAUACCAACAGAGUUAACCAAUUGCACAGAGCUAUUAGAAAUUGAUUUUUUCGGAAACCAUUUCACGGGCUCCAUCCCUGCAACGAUUGGGAAGCUUAAGAGUCUCGUUCUGCUUCACCUGAGGCAGAACGGCUUGUCAGGACCUAUCCCGCCUAGCUUAGGUUACUGCAGAAGUCUCCGGUUACUGGCCUUGGCAGAUAAUAAACUCACUGGAACCUUGCCACCCACAUUUCGAUUCAUUUCUCAGCUAAGCACCAUUACCCUUUACAACAACUCCUUUGAAGGCCCUCUUCCUGCAUCCCUUUUUCUUCUCAAAAACCUCAAGAUCAUAAAUUUUUCCCACAACCGGUUUAAUGGAAGCAUCUAUCCACUGUCUGGUUCGAGUUAUCUGACCAAAGUGGACUUGACAAACAACAGCUUUUCAGGUUCAAUCCCUUCUAGACUAGCGAUGGCUAGAAACUUAACCCGUCUCCGCCUUGCAUACAAUCACCUCGCCGGCACCAUCCCUUCUGAAUUCGGCCAGCUCACACAGCUCAAAUUUCUUGACUUGUCAUUCAACAAUCUCACAGGAGAAGUGCCACCUCAAUUGUCUUCUGCAAAGCUUAUUGAGCAUUUUCUACUGAGUAACAACCGAUUCGAAGGAAAAAUACCUGCAUGGUUAGGGAGCUUACAAGAGUUGGGAGAACUUGACUUGUCAACAAACAAGUUCCAAGGAACACUACCGGCAGAGAUCGGCAACUGUUCGAAGUUACUGAAACUUUCUCUACAAGGCAACAGCCUCUCAAGCAUGAUGCCGGAGGAGAUGGGAAAUCUCACUUCUCUCAAUGUUCUCAAUCUUCAAAGAAACAGUUUUUCGGGUUCAAUCCCAUCAACGAUCCGGCAAUGCGUGAAGCUAUAUGAACUGAGGCUCUCAGAAAACAACUUAACCGGUUCGAUCCCAUCCGAGCUAGGAGAACUCACUGAGCUGCAAGUAAUCCUCGACCUAAGCGAAAACUUCCUCUCCGGAAAAAUCCCCUCAUCCCUCGGAAACCUAAUGAAGUUGGAGAGAUUGAAUCUCUCUUCCAAUCAACUCCAAGGAGAAGUUCCGUCCUCACUCGGAAAGCUGACAAGCCUGCACAUGCUAAACCUAUCAAAUAAUUUCCUCCAAGGUCAAAUCCCAUCAAUCUUUUCAGGAUUCCCACCCAGCUCCUUCUCGAGUAAUCCAAAGCUCUGCGGCCCACCACUAGCGUCGUGUUCGGAAUCCAAAAGGCAGAGGAAGAAGGGCCUUUCUGAUGCUGCAGAGACUGGAAUUAUAGUGGCCAUUGUUUUAACGUCGGCAGUAAUAUGCUUGGCGAUGCUUUAUGUCAUGCUGAGGAUGUGGUGCAACUGGAGAAGAGUUUCCGUCUCGAAUAUGGACGGCGGCGGAGGCGGGGCGGAGUGCAAGAGGGAAGAGGAGUUGUGGGAUUUUGGGAAUGAGAAGAAGAGGGGUGGUGAGUGUUGGAAUGUGGUUUCUUUGGCUCUGGUUAAUUCAAAAGAUGAAGAAAUGCAGCAACAGCAGCAUGCACUCUACUCUACACCACACAGUGAAAAGAAGAUGCCAUGGUAAAUAGUAAAUACCUCAGUUCGAAGCCAUGGAAAUUACCCAAGAGUUCGAAUCCAUGGAAAUUACCCAAGUCAUCUUUUGCCUUCUUACAUUUUUGAACUAAAUUGUUGUACAAUCUCACUUUACUUGAAUUUUUUCAGUUUUUUUUUUUUUUUUUAACCAGAGUGGAAAUGGUUGAGUUUUUUCAGCGUAUAGAUUUCUACAGUAAGGAGGCAUUUUGAAUUGGAUUCUCUUAUUGAUAUAUGAAGCGGGUGAUUCACACCAACCAAUGUUGAGUUGCUUCAUAUUUCUUUGUUCUAAAGAAGAGUAGAAAUUCUCUGCGCUAUACGUUCGUCAUUGGGUUUUGUACUGAUAACGAUAACAUCGAUAUCUGUAUCUAUAGUAUUCAUAGUUGAUAAAACUAUCAAUAUUUGUAUAUGUAAUAUUGAUACAAGUAUUAAUAGGAUGCUGAUACAUUUUAA
Molecule: messenger RNA, 3416 nt
Organism: Pyrus x bretschneideri (Chinese white pear)
Lineage: Eukaryota; Viridiplantae; Streptophyta; Magnoliopsida; Rosales; Rosaceae
Product: LRR receptor-like serine/threonine-protein kinase GSO1
Exons: 1
Molecular function (GO): protein binding
Source: RefSeq, a predicted model, not a curated record